GCCACAUUCACUCCAGCGGAGCCACGCCGUUAGACUUGUACCCGGAGAAGACUGCAGCACUUCAGCGUUCAUCAUGAGAGAGAUUGUCCACAUCCAGGCCGGUCAGUGCGGUAACCAGAUCGGUGCCAAGUUCUGGGAGGUGAUCAGUGAUGAACAUGGCAUCGACCCAACAGGCACCUACCAUGGAGACAGCGACCUGCAGCUGGACAGAAUCAGUGUCUACUAUAAUGAGGCUACAGGAGGUAAAUACGUGCCUAGAGCUAUUCUAGUGGACCUGGAACCCGGCACCAUGGACUCUGUCCGCUCCGGCCCCUUCGGACAGAUCUUCAGACCCGACAACUUUGUGUUUGGUCAGAGCGGUGCUGGUAAUAACUGGGCUAAAGGCCACUACACAGAGGGAGCGGAGCUGGUAGACUCGGUGCUGGACGUAGUGCGUAAGGAGUCUGAAAGCUGCGACUGCCUGCAGGGCUUCCAGCUCACGCACUCACUGGGUGGUGGCACCGGGUCCGGCAUGGGCACCCUGCUUAUCAGCAAGAUCCGCGAAGAAUAUCCCGACCGCAUCAUGAACACCUUCAGCGUGGUGCCUUCGCCCAAAGUGUCCGAUACAGUGGUGGAGCCCUAUAACGCCACCCUGUCCGUCCACCAGCUGGUAGAGAACACAGAUGAAACCUACUGCAUCGACAACGAAGCCCUGUACGACAUCUGCUUCCGCACUCUCAAGCUAACCACACCCACUUACGGUGACCUCAACCACCUUGUUUCUGCCACGAUGAGCGGCGUCACCACUUGCCUUCGCUUCCCAGGCCAGCUGAAUGCUGACUUGCGCAAAUUAGCCGUCAACAUGGUACCCUUCCCUCGUCUCCACUUCUUUAUGCCUGGUUUUGCCCCUCUGACCAGCAGGGGGAGCCAACAGUAUCGUGCCCUGACCGUGCCCGAGCUUACCCAGCAAGUAUUUGACGCCAAAAACAUGAUGGCGGCCUGUGAUCCACGCCAUGGCCGCUACCUGACGGUGGCCGCCGUCUUCCGUGGCCGCAUGUCCAUGAAGGAGGUGGAUGAGCAGAUGCUCAACGUCCAGAACAAGAACAGCAGCUACUUUGUGGAAUGGAUCCCCAACAACGUCAAGACGGCCGUCUGCGACAUCCCACCCCGCGGCCUGAAGAUGGCAGUCACCUUCAUUGGCAACAGCACAGCCAUCCAGGAGCUGUUCAAGCGCAUCUCCGAGCAGUUCACCGCCAUGUUCCGCCGCAAGGCCUUCUUGCACUGGUACACAGGCGAAGGCAUGGAUGAGAUGGAGUUCACCGAGGCCGAGAGCAACAUGAACGACCUGGUGUCCGAGUACCAGCAGUACCAGGAUGCCACGGCUGAGGAGGAGGGCGAGUUUGAGGAGGAGGCGGAGGAGAAUGCUUAAAAAGGAGAGGAGGAUGGAGAAGGCGAGGGGCGUGGGAGCAGGAUUUGGAAAGUAGUGCAGGGGUGUCAAUGUCAGGUUAGGGAUGGGACGAUCUAGUAUCUCAAAAAGAUCACAGUAUCUCAGUUUCGAUAUUCUCUCGGUAUUGUUAAAAUAUACCAAAAAAUUGUAAAAAGCACUAACAUACUCGGAAAUAAUUUCAUCACAGAUAGACUUCUCAUAUUUCUUUAUACCAACUAUAACACAAUCAAACAAUGAACUACCACCACCAUGCUUUUCACAAACUAGUAAGCACUUUGCUGGAAGACACUAACUGUACAUGGUUAUCGGAAUUAAAGUUUGCGGUUUUCAUUGAACCUGGUAACCGGUCCCAUCCCUAACUCAAAUCCUGGAGGCCCACAGCAUUGCAGAGGUUAGUGGCUUCUUUUUCUAACGAUAGAUAGAAUGGUAAACCCUGCCGUGUUGUUGCCCACUAGGACCUUCAUUUGACACCCCUGGAGUAGUGGUAAUGUAAGGAGGAGGAAAAUGUAGCAAAGCACAUACGGAACCCCACCGUAAGUGUUUGAUGAAGUAGACGUUAGCACUAGACAAACGGGGCCAAAAACAACCAGAGGAAUCCUGAACGAAUGUUCUUGAACACAGAAUGAAAAAAAAAAAUCAAACGAAAGGACUCAACACUAGAUAGCUUUUCAUUUCCAUUUUCGUUUGUCUUCUUUACUGAUGUCCUCAUUUCCUCCCGGAUCAAAAGAGAGGUCUAGUUUCUGGUACACAGAUUAAGAAUCGUCCUAGAUUUGUCCUAAUGGAGAACGGUCAUCCAAAACUAGGCUUGAUCUGUGUCAUGGAAACCAGCCAUAUAGUUUCAGCCAGUCGGAUCACUGCCCCAAGGGCAGAGAGCGGUUGGUUUGGACAGACUAGAUACAAUCAGAUGAAUGAACAGAUGAUUGACAAAUGGGGGGAAAUGUUCCAUGUGAAGGACAUGAGUGUUCAAAGCCAUUACUUUAGUUUUUCAUUCCUUUUUGUUACAGUAUUUGCUUGCUUUACUUUAUAGACAGUCAUGGAAAUGUGAACCCUCUCCCUGUAGAGCAGAUACAAGAAUGAUUGUAGAAGUUUGUAUUCCUCCUAGCCGUGAGCAUUGCACUACGAUGGGACGACUUUGCAGAAAGACGCCAUUUCAACACGUCCUCCUUCACUGAGGAUUACAGUAUUAAGUCAAAUGGUUUACAAGGUAUUGAAGGCUUUUAUGGAAAGGUUGAGGGAAAGACCGGACUGUAGGAAAGUGUUCAGUCUUCCUACCUGGACGCCAACCAACGUCUGUAGGAGGAAGACAUAGACCGGUAUUAGUGAAACUGGAACUCAUAAUGGUUCAUGUGGGAAAAAAACUGGAAGACUGGUUUUAGAAGGUUCAGAAGAAUGUCGCUGCAAAUUUGAGCGCGGAACCCGUGGAAACUUGGAACUUGCGUCCUGUAUCUGAGCCCAAAGCUUUUUAAAGGUUGUUUUUACAUGUUUAUGUUUAUCUUUUAUCAUUAAGUGUUAGGAAUGUCCUUGCAUUUUUUACAAUUUCCUAUUGGGAAAACAAAAACCUGAGCCUCUGGACAAAAAAAUCAAUAAAAUGAAAUUGAAACUUUAA
Molecule: messenger RNA, 3032 nt
Organism: Colossoma macropomum (tambaqui)
Lineage: Eukaryota; Metazoa; Chordata; Actinopteri; Characiformes; Serrasalmidae
Gene: tubb5
Product: tubulin, beta 5
Exons: 4
Coding region: 74-1408 (444 amino acids)
Biological process (GO): microtubule cytoskeleton organization; mitotic cell cycle
Cellular component (GO): cytoplasm; microtubule
Molecular function (GO): structural constituent of cytoskeleton; GTP binding; GTPase activity
Source: RefSeq, a predicted model, not a curated record